Molecule: messenger RNA, 864 nt
Organism: Necator americanus (New World hookworm)
Lineage: Eukaryota; Metazoa; Nematoda; Chromadorea; Rhabditida; Ancylostomatidae
Exons: 7
Coding region: 1-864 (287 amino acids)
Source: RefSeq, a predicted model, not a curated record
AUGACGACGACGGGGAAACGUGUGCUUAUCACUGGAGCGUCAUCCGGAAUUGGUCUUUCGCUUGUCGAACAACUUGCAAACGCCGGCCAUGAGGUGACAAUAACUGUACGAGAUGCUGAGAAAGCGUCUUUCACCAGGGAAUUUCUUGCUGAAAAACAGAUCUUCGUCAAAAUCAUACACAUCGAUUUUUCGAUUUGGUCGUCUGUCUUGGCUGGAGUGAACGAAAUCAUUCAGAACAAAAUGAUCUUCGAUAUCGUUGUCUUUAAUGCCGGAAUAAUGUUCCCGGAAGAAUCGAGAACAGCUAAUGGGAUAGAGACGUGCUUGCAGGUUAAUGUCCUUGGACACAUGUACCUAGCCGACGUACUGCUCAAGUAUCGACCUCCAAGACACUGUGUACACUUCGUUUGUGUCUCCUCAGCGCUGUUCAAGCUAUGCGGAACGUCGUGGCCACGCUGGAAGUUACCGAAAGAAGCUUCUGCUUGGGUGGAUACGUUCGCACCGAGGACGAAGUCAGGCUGGCGAGCAUACGCACUCAGCAAAUUCGCGAUCACUUUGCUAGCGUCGCGACUGAAUCGCGUCGAAGGAAUAACGGCGGUCGCAGUGAAUCCAGGAAACGCUAUCACGAAUGUCUCGAAGAACAUACCGAAUCGUCAUCGAAAGCUGUUAUCCGUGUUCAAGGGGACGCUCAUCACUGUGGAAGAAGCAGCCGCUAAUGUCGUGAGAGCAUCGCUGAACCCUCUUCCAGAAGGAAUGUUUUACGACCAGUCAAAGACGUCGUCACUCCCGAAGGCGCUGAUCUCCCAGCGAUACAUGCACAACUUGAAUCAUCUCGCUCAGCAGCUACUGUUCGAAUUAUCUGAGUAG